This is a messenger RNA of Nematostella vectensis (starlet sea anemone), 2742 nucleotides long. RefSeq names its product zinc finger C2HC domain-containing protein 1C. Bases 182 to 1972 code for a protein of 596 amino acids. The record is from RefSeq and is a predicted model, not a curated record. The transcript has 3 exons. Lineage: Eukaryota; Metazoa; Cnidaria; Anthozoa; Actiniaria; Edwardsiidae.
CCAAUCAUAAUGCAGAGAGGUGAAAUUUGAUGCCACGCGACAGCGCUCAUGUACAGAAACACCGUGACAAGAAUUGAACUGUGUCGAAGGGACUUGUAAGUGAAUAUUCACGAGAUUCUUAAUCAUAGUGGCGAAAUUAUACCCAUCUCAAGCCUAAAAGAUUUCCCUGGCUGUUGAGUUGAUGGCAGAGCCUGUCUCAUACGAGUUCCUGUCUUGUGUGAAUCUACAUCGCCCUCCAUUCCCAAUGCAAGAUCUUGCAUCCUCCUCUACCCUUACAAGUAUGCCACAAAGCAUGCAAGGCAAUGGAGUAUCCCAAAGACAACCCAAGUAUUCUCGUCUUGAAAUGAUGAAAUUAAAUAUUGAAAAGAAGAGGAAAAAAGACGUCCAAGACAGGCGUGAAGUUUCACAAUCAAAUCCACGGAAUGCCAAAAGUGGCGGUACAGUUCGUGCAUUCUUUGCUGAAAGAAGAGCAAUGGAAGCAGAAGCCAAACAAAAAGAAAAUGCAGCAUACUUACCUCCAAUUGAUGCACACUUUCGACAAAUGAAGGGACAAAACCCUGGAAGUUUAGGUUCUCCACAGAAAAGUCCACAAGUACAAAACCCCUCACCUGGUCAGCAGGCUCCAAGCCAUGGUAAUGUAAGGAACAUGUAUCAUAGGAAGAAAGGUAAAGGAGUUGAUAAACAAAACCCUUUGCCCCCAUUGCAUAGAGAUGCUGUGAACCCCCAUAAACCCCCCACCCCUAACAACAGAUACGAGACACAUGCCACAUUAGUAGCGCAGGAGGAUACACCAGAAAUUGCGCCCAGUUACAACAUUAAUGCACCCAUAAAGAGACGUGGUGGGGGAGGUACAGUUGUUCCAAGAGGUGCACCUCGAAAACAGCACAUUCCUCAAGCUCCACCUAAACAAAGAACUGCUGCCCUGCAGAAAACAAAAGUGCAAAAUGUUCCUUUGCCAAACGAUGAUUCAGAUGGUGACAUGGGGCAUGAUUUCAACAGCUUGGAUGAACCCCCUCCAAAUCUAUCAAGAUUAAAAGCAUUGAGGAUGAAAAAACUAAGCCAGCAGAAAAUAAGCCUUCCUAGUAAGCCUGAAAAAUUAACAGACUUUCAAAAGUGGCAAAUAGAACAGGAUAAAGGAAAAGAAGAGAGAUUGGAAAAACACAGACAAAAGAUGGAGAGCAAGGGAGAGUCACUAUCCUUACGUGAAAAAGAACUUCUUGAAAAAAUCCAAAUGGAGCAAGAAAAACUGCAAAGAAUUAAACAACAGCAACUUGAACUUGAAAAGCAAGAGCGCUUGGAGAGGGAAGAGGAGGAAAGAUUUAAUAAAACAUUAAAAAAAGCAGUCUUUGAAAGAGAUGAAAGUUUCGUGGAAGAACCACCAAAAUCUGUUAAGAUUUUAAAGCCUGCAGCUGAUGUAACACCUAAGAAACCGAAGAAAGUGAAACACAAACCAGUUAUUGCAGACCCUGUACCUGUGGAUGAAGAAGAAGAGCCAAAAGAGGACUUCACAAGUUUCUAUAUUCAACAAGCAGAAAAAGCUGCACAAGAAGUUGAACUAGACCUGUCACCAUGCUCUAUAUGUGGGCGUAAUUUCCAGACUGAUAGGCUGGAAAAACACCAAAAAGUGUGUGCAAAGAACUCCACCCGCAAGAGGAAAGCAUUUGACAUGACCAAGCAGAGAACCGCAGGGACUGAACAUGAGAAAUAUGUUAAAGCUGGUGCUCACAAACAGGAACCAGAAAAAAAGGCUCGAAAAAUAGACUGGAGGGCCCAGCAUGAGAGCUUUAUCAAGGCCAUCCGCUACGCUAAGGGGUCCAGCGAUGAGCCACCACCUGUUAUGGAGAAUCCACACUAUGUGCAAUGCCCUCACUGUGAGAGAAAAUUCAACCCGGAGACAGCAGAAAGACACAUUCCAAGGUGUAAAGACAUCAAAGCCAGACCUGCACCUCCAAAGGGAAGAAACAAAAGAUAAACCAUAGCUUAUACAGUAGUCUGAUUUUGGAGAAUAGAUGAAUAAUUUAUAUAUAAUUCAAGAUGUCAUUUUUAUUGUGAGACAAAUCUAUUUAUAUUUAGGUAUUUUAGCAUUAAAUUAGUGAAAAGUAUUAUAAACAAGUGCUAAAAUAUGUACAGAAUUUUACGGCCCUGGAGGUUUUACAUUCUCAAGGCAACUUAUAUUAGGGAACUUACUUUUUAUGCCUUAUAUAUAAAAGACUUAUUUUUUUGUUACGAAGUGAAGUAACUAUAUUUUUCUAGCGCAAUUCAUACACAAGCCAAGAAUUCAAAACCCGCAUCACUGCCUUUUAAAGUUGGAUUGUGUUGCUAUUCCUAAACAAGACAAGGGUUUAGACUUCUUAGGUGGGUGCAAACAGAACAAUUUGAAAACAAUACGCUUUGGGUUAUCUUGUGGACUGUGGAAAAUGUGCCAUUUUGAAAACAAUAACAUACUGCUCUUGGUGCACACAAUGUAAACGAGCAAAACAGUGGGCAUACGCAUGUGCUGUACAGCUUGUAAUCAUUUUUGUAUCAGAUAUGAAAAAAAACCAGAUAUAUAUGGAGAUGGGAUUCAGUAGUUAUUACAGGUAUCCUGCUUUUAUCUAUACUCCUGGCCUUCAUUUAGUAAUAAUAUUAUACCAAACUAUAAGUAUUGUUGCAAGAAAAUGUUAGGAGAUGUAAGAACAGUCUACACAAUGGUUUGUGGUCCUUCAUCUAUAACAAAAAAUAAAUAAACAACAUUAAACAUCA